UUUUAAAAGUCCUAAAGCUAGAGAGAGAAAGCCAUGGACCAUGGUGAUUCUUGAUUACUCCGUACAAUACUUCUACAAGUAUUAGCAUUAGCAUUUUCCACCAUCCCCACCUAAACAAUAUCCACACAACUCAUCAACACACACUGUCCCCCUCUCUUUCUCUUUCCUCCCUGCUUAUAUAUUGGAGUAUUACUGUUGUCCCUUCAAUUGCAAAUGUGCAAACACUCUACAAACUAUUUCAUCUUUCCUACUCUCGAUCUUUCCGUCUUAUAAUAUUAAUCGCAACAAUUUUUUAGAUUUGGAAAAGAUGGCAAGUAAUUUCGUUGAAGUGAAAGAAGCCAUAGUUAUCACCCCUUCAGAGCCCACCCCUAACUGUACUCUUUCACUCUCCACACUUGAUUCUCAGCUCUUCCUCCGCUUCACUAUUGAAUAUCUGCUCGUCUACAACCCUUCCCCUGGGGUCGAUCGCAGGCAAUUCUCUGCUCGUGUGAAGUCUGCUUUGGGUAAGGCUUUGGUACAGUACUACCCUCUAGCGGGCCGGGUUCAAGAGAAGCGUGAUGGGUCGGCUCUUCAGGUUGUGUGUCGGGCUCAAGGGGCUGUGUUUGUUGAAGCUGUUUCUGGGUAUAGGGGGGCUGAUUUUGAAAAGGCGCCUCGCUACGUGGAGGAGUGGCGGCAACUCUUGUGGGUCUACGUGGAUGAUGUAUUAAAAGGGGCUCCACCUCUUGUCGUGCAACUUACGUGGCUUGCUGACGGGGCGGUGGCGAUUGGGUUCGGGUUUAAUCAUUGUUUGUGUGACGGGAUUGGGAGCGCUGAUUUCAUCAACUCGUUUGCCGAGUUAACUCGUGGGGUUUCGGUUCGUGGGCCGAAGCCUGUUUGGGAUCGACACUUGCUUGACUCGUUCCCGUCGGGUAAACCCAAAGGGAGUGUCCGUGUUAACUCAGUGAACCAUCCCGAGUUUAGCAGAGUUCAUGAUUGUUGUGAGUUCUUAGCAAGAUUCUCUAGUGAGACACUGGUCCCAACUUCAAGUGUCUUUGUCAAGUUUCACAUCGAUCAACUCAAACGACAAGCUAGUCGACUCACCGAGUCAACAAAAUACACGUCAUUCGAGGUUGUUUCGGCCCAUAUAUGGAGAUGUUGGGCCAAAUCGUUACACAUGCCCCCAAACCAAGUCCUAAGGCUUGUAUUUAGUGUCAAUUUCCGAAACCGAUUAAAACCGGGUCUACCCACCGGGUUUUAUGGAAACGGGUUUGUACUUGCGUGUGCACAAACUACAGUUAAGGACUUAACCGAGAAGGGUUUGGGUUAUGCUUCGGAUUUAAUAAAAAGAGCAAAGGAAAAUGUGGAUGGUAAGUAUGUGAAAGAAGUGAUCGAGUUAGUUAGUGGGAAUCGGACGAGUCCUGACCCAGUAGGGGUGUUAGUACUGUCUCAAUGGUCAAGGCUUGGGCUAGAAAGGGUUGACUUUGGGCUAGGAAAACCAGCCCAUGUAGGGCCCAUUUGCAGUGAUAAGUACUGUUUGUUAUUGCCAGUUCAAAAUCAGAGGGAGGCAGUGAGGGUGAUGCUUGCUGUCCCGACGAGUGCCGUUGACAUGUACCAAAAUUUAUUAACAAAAUGCUUAUCUUCUCAUUAAAAAAAUUCGAGCGUAAACUUUGUUAAUUAGAAUUAGAGCUUACUUUAUGGAGGAUUAGAUUGCUAAAUAAUAUCAUGUUUUUUACUCGUAUCAA
This is a messenger RNA of Spinacia oleracea (spinach), 1721 nucleotides long. RefSeq names its product alcohol acyltransferase 9. The transcript has a single exon. The coding region runs from base 308 to 1627 and encodes 439 amino acids. The record is from RefSeq and is a predicted model, not a curated record. NCBI's taxonomy places the organism in Eukaryota, Viridiplantae, Streptophyta, Magnoliopsida, Caryophyllales, Amaranthaceae.